This is a messenger RNA of Dendrobium catenatum, 2998 nucleotides long. RefSeq names its product dynamin-related protein 3A-like. The record is from RefSeq and is a predicted model, not a curated record. The transcript is spliced from 20 exons. Gene Ontology annotation, molecular function: GTP binding; GTPase activity; microtubule binding. Lineage: Eukaryota; Viridiplantae; Streptophyta; Magnoliopsida; Asparagales; Orchidaceae. The coding region runs from base 149 to 2656 and encodes 835 amino acids. Gene Ontology annotation, cellular component: cytoplasm; microtubule; membrane.
AAUAUAGUCAUUCGAGCUGCGCAGUGAAAUUUGGUUUCGCAUGCAGCGAUCUUCGAUCUCUGAUUUCUAGGGCUUGUUAUCUUCGACCAUUCCGGGCUUUCUCGGAAGCCUAAGUCCCCGCCGAUCAAGGAGUGGGAGGAAGAAUCUAAUGGCAGAAGACACGGUUGCUGGCUCCAACGCAGUCCCCUCUCCCUCCCAGCCGGCGACGCCGGGACCGAUUGGGAGCUCAGUGAUUCCAAUCGUGAACAAGCUGCAGGACAUCUUUGCGCAGCUGGGGAGCUCGUCGACAAUCGACCUGCCGCAGGUGGCGGUGGUUGGGAGCCAGAGCAGUGGAAAGUCGAGCGUAUUGGAGGCGCUGGUAGGCCGCGAUUUCUUGCCGCGCGGUUCCGAUAUUUGCACGCGACGCCCGCUGGUGCUGCAACUCGUGCAUUUCACCCGAAAGCAAGAUGCACCUGCUGGAGACAUGGAGGAGUGGGGCGAGUUCUUGCACAUUCCAGGCAAUAGGUUCUACGACUUCUCGGAGAUCCGGCGUGAGAUUCAGGCUGAAACAGACCGUGAAGCUGGGGGAAAUAAAGGAGUUUCGGACAAGCAAAUUCGUUUAAAAAUUUUUUCGCCUAAUGUUCUCAAUAUUACUCUGGUUGAUUUGCCUGGAAUAACAAAGGUUCCAGUUGGUGAUCAACCAAAUGACAUUGAGGCUAGAAUCAGAACAAUGAUAUUAUCAUACAUCAAGCAUGAAACUUGUAUAAUAUUGGCAGUUUCACCGGCAAAUGCAGAUUUAUCAAAUUCUGAUGCACUUCAAAUGGCGAGGAUUGCUGACCCAGAUGGUUCACGAACAAUUGGUGUCAUCACAAAGCUAGAUAUAAUGGACAGAGGUACUGAUGCACGAAAUUUUCUGCUGGGAAAUGUGAUUCCACUUCGACUUGGCUAUGUUGGUGUGGUUAACCGUAGUCAACAGGAUAUCAAUCUAAAUCGAAGCAUAAAAGAUGCAUUGGCCAAUGAAGAGACAUUCUUUCGACGUCAGCCUGUAUAUCAUGGUCUCUCUCAUUGUUGUGGAAUUCCUAAAUUAGCUAAGAAAUUGAAUCAGAUUUUGGUGCAACAUAUCAGGGCAGUUCUUCCGGGAUUGAAGUCUCGCAUAAAUUCCCAGUUGGUGGCUGUGGCAAAAGAGCAUGCUGCCUAUGGGGAUGUUGUAGAAUCAAAGGCUGGACAGGGUGUGAAACUUUUGAACAUUCUUACGAAAUACUGUGAAGCUUUUACUUCAAUGAUUGAGGGGAAAAAUGAGGAAUUAUCAACAGCUGAGCUUUCUGGUGGGGCACGGAUUCAUUAUAUUUUCCAGACAAUUUUUGUGAAGAGUUUAGAGGAAGUUGAUCCUUGUGAAGAUGUCAGUGAUGAGGACAUUCGCAUGGCUAUUCAAAAUGCCACUGGUCCUAGAAGUGCUUUGUUUGUACCUGAGGUUCCAUUUGAAGUUCUUGUAAGAAGGCAGAUUGGUCGUUUACUAGAUCCAAGCCUUCAGUGUGCAAAAUUCAUCUAUGAUGAAUUGAUUAAGAUGAGCCAUCACAGCCUAGCAAAUGAGCUUCAUCGAUAUCCUGUUCUGCGGAAGUGCAUGGAUGAGGUAAUUGGAAAUUUCUUACGAGAAGGACUUCAGCCAGCAGAAACAAUGAUAACCCACCAAAUUGAAAUGGAGAUGGAUUAUAUAAACACUUCACAUCCUAAUUUUGUUGGAGGAAGCAAGGCUGUGGAGAUUGCACAGCAACAAGUCAAGGCCUCAAGACUAGCAGCAUCAGUUUCUAGACCCAAGGAUGGUUUAGAUGGUGAUAAGUUACAAGCAUCUGAAAAGAGUCAAAAAUCUCGUGGCAUUCUUGCUAGGGCUGGAGCAAAUGGAGUUGUUCAUGAUCAAGCUCUGGGAGCGCGACCUGUGUCAGAUUCUGACAGACCGGGCUCAGCUGGAAGUUCAAGUGGAAGUGGACCCAGUUGGGGCAUUUCAUCCAUUUUUGGGGUUAGUGAAAACCGUGCACCAGCAAAAGAGAUAUCUUCCAACAAGUCUUUAACCGUUCCUUCUCACAAUGUGGAACAUUCACUGUCCAUGAUCCAACUAAGAGAGCCUCCAGCCAUCUUGAAGCCUUCAGAAAGUCAAUCAGAACAGGAGGCUUUGGAGAUUUUCAUCACAAAAUUAUUGCUGAAAUCAUACUAUGACAUUGUUAGGAAAAAUAUUGAAGAUUCUGUACCAAAGGCAAUUAUGCACUUCCUGGUUAAUCAUACAAAAAGAGAGCUGCACAAUGUUUUUAUCAGAAAACUUUACAGAGAAAAUCUUUUCGAUGAUAUGCUACGAGAGCCUGAUGAUAUAGCUGCCAAGAGGAAAAGGGUUAGGGAAACACUAAGGGUUCUGCAGCAGGCCUACAAGACGCUGGAUGAGUUGCCACUCGAGGCUGAUAAUGUGGAGAAGGGUUAUUCUCUGGAUUCGGAUGCAACCGGCUUGCCCAAAGUCCAGGGUCUACCUUCUUCAUUCUACUCGGCAUCAAAUGAUUUCAAUUCACCUUACACCGCUUCUCCAAAAAACCAGAGAUCAAGGAGAUCAACCCACUCCGGAGAACAAUUGUCAUCUAUGUAUCCCAGCUCUGACGCCAAUGGACUAGGCUCUUAUCCUUCAGUCGAAGCAUAAGGCCACCUGAAGCAGAAAAUAAGCUGUUUUCUUAUAAUGAGAUGACCUUCCAUGGCUGAUUUCUCAUCACAUCAUCUUAUAAUUGAAGACCUGAAGGUUAUUCUUUAAUGCCAUUUUCAUCCCAUGCAUGCCAAGAGGUCCUUGUAUACUAGUUGGGGUCUUUAUUGCUUAAAAGUCUAUUUCUUGAUAUAUUUUUUACUCAUGGAAGAAGAACCUGAGCUGUUAGAUGAUACGUGCAUUUUCUAAAGUUUUAAUAUAAUCAAAUGGAGUGUUGGUGGCUGUAUGCUACCAAAAUCUUACAGUUUAAAGAUAUCUAUAUUUUGUUUAUUCUCCUUUGUUUCA